CGCAACCACGUCUAAGAUGAACGGAUCGAACGGUGCACACCACUCAGAUCGCGAACGAGACCGCGCUGCUAGGUCACCGAGGAACGAAAUUUCAGUGCACUACUCAUCAGAAGCGAAGAUGUACACCCCGCCUCCGGAUAGUCCUCGCCGCGGGAGAGGAGAUUCAAGAGAACGAUAUCGUGAGUGGGAGAGGGAAGAUCGAAGGGAUAGAGAGCGGGAUGGAAAUGGUGCUGUUCCGAGGGGAACUGGGCCGGAUAUGUACGCUUCCCGCCGCGCCUUCCAAAGGGAACAUGGGCGUGCAUCUCCGGAGUACGACAACUAUGUUCCUCCUCUGAGCGGGGAAAGAAGGGGAGGAGGAGGGGACUGGCUCGACAGCAGAAGGCUGACAAGGGAGCGCAGUACUGUUAGCAUCUGGCCGCCUAGUCCUCGUUCGCCGGAGAGGGAUCCGACACCGGAGAGGAGGCAUAGGAAACGCUAUCGGACGCCUGAGUCAGAGGAUGAGUCAGAGGAAGAACGGAGGAACAGAAGAAAACAUAGAUCGAAGCACAAGCGGUCGAGGAAGGAAAGAAGGGAGGAAGACAGUGAGGACGAAGAGGAGGAAAGGAGACGGCGCAGGAGGGACAGAGAGAGGGACAGGUCAAAAGAGAGGGACGCCGAUAGGGAGAAAGAUCGCAGAUUAAACAAGAACCUGGACCAAGAGGAUGAAGGUGUCUGGGUCGAGGCUGACGCGAGCAAGAACACCGCGCCCCCUACCGUCGCAGUCAUCUCUCCUACCUCUGCCCAUCCUCCUGCCAUCAACGUGGUCUCCCACGAUGACGACGACGACGGGAACAUCGGUCCCCAACCCGCUCCUCAAAUCCACGACUCCCUACACGAACGAGAUUACGGCGGUGCCCUCCUGGCCGGUGAAGGGUCUGCCAUUGCCGCUUUCGUCCAGUCUAAUGAGCGUAUCCCGCGGCGUGGAGAGAUCGGCCUCACCUCAGGAGAAAUUGACGUCUUCGAGCAUGCGGGGUAUGUCAUGUCCGGCUCUAGGCAUAAACGGAUGAACGCGGUCCGCAUGAGGAAGGAGAAUCAGGUGAUUAGUGCAGAGGAGAAACGCAGUCUUCUGAGGCUCCAGAGGGAGGAGAGAGAGAAGCGUGAGAGCGAGAUCGUUGGUGGGUUCAAGGAGAUGUUGGAGGAUAAACUGAAGGCUGCUGUUGGUCCGGCCCCGCCACCAGCGCAGGAGUAAUCUGUAUGCUCAUGUAUGUAUGUAACGGGUUCCCCCGGUAAGUGUAGUAUCUUGCGCUGGUUUUCACUGCCUCAAGUGGUUUUCGCGUUUACCCGUUAUCGGCACGUUUCAUGUCCCCAAUUUCUCCGAGGGAGAGAGCCAAAUAACUGUAUACCCGUUGAGCGGAUUUAUGAACGCUCAGGACACUGGCGCUUCCGGCCACCUGUAACCCUCAAGAAAUGUAUGACGCUAAGUCCUCGGAAUACAGCACAUAUGUAUUUCCCAAC
Messenger RNA from Dacryopinax primogenitus, 1494 nucleotides. Its product is annotated as DUF926-domain-containing protein. NCBI's taxonomy places the organism in Eukaryota, Fungi, Basidiomycota, Dacrymycetes, Dacrymycetales, Dacrymycetaceae. Bases 17 to 1228 code for a protein of 403 amino acids. Gene Ontology annotation, cellular component: nucleus. Gene Ontology annotation, molecular function: chromatin binding. Gene Ontology annotation, biological process: regulation of gene expression. The transcript has 2 exons. The record is from RefSeq and is a predicted model, not a curated record.